UUAUUAUUGUAUUCUCAUUCUACGUGACUUUACCGAAAGAACCAUAGUGCAGGGCCAGAACACAGCAGCCGUAUGGCUUUGCCGCCCACCUAUACACAGUCCAACGUUUCGGCUGCAUAAGGGCCUUCGAAUUUCGCUGCCCUCCGCCACCGCCCCUGUGGUGACUUUGCUGGAAUCGAUUAUCGAUAUCUACAAUACGACAGCGCCGUGUGGAAGAAUCGCCGAAUCGAUGCGCACCCGGAAAACCGUCGGCAACGUCGCGUGAAUUUGACUCUGACGCGGUGCUGCCACGCUUCGUGUCCGCUGUCUAUCGCGCUGUAGUCAUCGAUCGCGGUGUGCCUGUGAAGCGUCAUUCAGUAUCUCUGACUGCGCCUUAGCAGCGGCGGUAACACGAUCGUUGUAGGCAGGUGUUGUCGUUGUUAUUUGAGAUAUCAGCGGUGCGUGUGUGUGUUGCGUUGCGCGCGUUGCGUUGCGCGCGAGUCUCUGGGGAUGUCGUGGGGUUCCGUGCUGCUGCAGGCGAGCUGCCUGCUGCUGCUGGCUCUGGGCACUUGGGAUGUGCUGCUCGGAUUCCAGGAGAACGAAUGCACAAUGACCUACAUGUUCCAGUACCCGGAGUACAUCGACGUGAAACCAGCUGUGCGGCCUGCCCUGCCGCACAGGCGCUCUGGGUACGAUCUCUUUGUGUACGGAGAGGGCCCGUAUGCUGAAGCCCUUCAGAGCCUGCGGCCCGAUGGCAUUCCCGUGCUCUUCCUCCCCGGCAACGCUGGCAGCCACCGCCAAGUGCGGUCGCUGGCGUCGGUGGCGCUGCGGAAGGCGGAGGAUCUGCGCGGCGUGCACUUCCACCUGGACGUGUACUCGGUGAGCUACAAUGAGGAGCUGGCGGCGCUGUACGGAGGCGUACUGGAGCGGCAGGUGCACUUUGCCACGCGCUGCGUCCACGCCGUUCUCUCCCUCUACAAGCACCAGGGGGAGGGCCGGCCGCGCAGUGUGGUGCUGGUGGGCCACUCGAUGGGUGGUGUGGUGGCUCGCGCCGUGCUGGCCGACCCGGCGUUCGAUGCGUCGCUCGUGACGGUGCUCAUCACGCAGGCCACGCCACACGUCGCCCCUGUGCUCUCCCUGGACCCGCUGCUCACAGACUUCCACAAGCAGGUGAACACGCGCUGGGCGGAGCGGGCCCACGACCUUGGCCACGUGGCGGUGCUGUCGGUGGGGGGUGCCCACCGAGACCCCCAGGUCCGCGCCGGCCUCACCUCCCUGAACGGCCUGGCCGACGAACACAACACCAUCUCCGUCACGGCCAUGGCGGUACCGAAGACAUGGAUUAGCACAGAUCACCAAGCCAUCGUUUGGUGUAAGGAGCUGGUUCUGGCCACAGUACGGGCUCUUUUUGACAUGGUGGAUUCCAAAACCAGGCAAAUUACGGAUGAUGCUGAGAAGAGGUUGGCCAUACUGAGGCAUCACUUUGUGCAGCACCCCGGACUCAGCUUCUCCCACGAGCGACGGCCCGCGGCUUCUUUUCAAGCCAGGGCCGCAUGGGUUUUUGUGCAGGAGCCACACUGGACUUUACAAAAAGCCAAGGGCUAUAAAACAACAUAUUUCGCUUUCCCCAGGCUGUCAGAUGUUUACAGCCAUCUUUACUGUCGAAGUCACAACUUGGACUCUACCAGCUGGCUAUACGGAUGCACAGUGCACAACGAGACGUCCUGCACGGAGGGUGUGGACCUGUCCUGGGAGGCAGAGCUGCUGCCCUCGCUUAAGACUGUUUUGCUGAAGCUGGAGGAUCUUCCAGCACUAACGCAUGUGGCCGUCCUUGCACGCAGCACUGCCCUGGAUGGCAGCCUGGCGUGUGAGCUCAUCGCCUGGAACAAUCGGAGCAGCGCAUUGCCUGUAACCAAUGCUCUCUCACUAGGACUGACCUCCAAUUCACUGUCCAUACCUUCUGCUGGACUUCUGCAUAUUGUUAACCUCACAGAUUUCGUACAGGUGUACCAGGCAUUCACUGUUUAUAUCAAGCCCACCUGUGAGAUCACAUCAGCAACCCAUCUGGUACGGUUGACUGUGCCGUGGUUCAAGGAAGACUCCUUCACCACUAUGAAUGCAUCGGAUGUGACAGCGCUGUCUGUGAAGCUGCACACGGGCCGGCCACUGGGAAACGAGGCGAUGCCCAGCCUCCAGCUGCACGGCCACGCUGAUUGCCGUUACGAGGUCACCAUCAAGACGUCGUUUUUAGAAGUGAUGGGACAGUUCGUGCGUUUCCACGCCGAGUGCUUCCCCGCGUACUUUGUGGCGAACAUCCUGCUCGUGUUUGGCAAGCAGCUCUUAGAUCAGCAGAGCAAAGAGCCGUGCCCCCCAUUCCAAGCUGCCAUUGAAGUGGCCGCCAAGCCUUUCCACAUACAGCCCUUCGUCAACCUCUUAAAGUUGUUUAUGGGCUGGGAGUGGUUCCAUGCCGCGUGGGCCUCCCUGCUUCUCCCCGAGCCGGACGCCGUGCUGCUGGAGCGCCGCGCCGUGUGGCACAACCUCCUCCCGCUCUUCAUGUUCCUGCUCGCCGGCGCGGCUGUGCGCGCCGGCGCCCUCCUGGGCUCCUGCGUCGUGCGACUCUCUGCCGCCGCGCUCGUCAGGGUGAAGCGGCCAAACGCGGACGUGAUUCCGGGGGGGCUGCUGUCAUCGCGCUGCGUGCCCGUGAUGGCCAUGGUGCUCGGGGUGGCGUGGUUGUUCUGCGGAGCUCUCGCCCUUUCUGUUACCGUCCUCCUGUGCUUGGCCAAGGUAAUCAGACUGCACGCAAAAGUGGCAGCCAUGCGGUCUGCCCUCAACCUGACGCCUGCGUCGCGUGCCGGAGAGACCCGCCCCAGCAAGGACGAUCAGCAGGGCCAGGGUGCAGGAUCGAGCGAGAAAGAAGAAAAGCCUUUUGGCAACUCGGCCGAUGGACCGCGGAAAAGGCCGGGUGCCGGGUCGGCGGGAGAUCGCGCCGGGUCGGCGGGAGAUCGCGCCGAGAGCACGGCCGAGGCUUCUUCCCCCGGCGGUCGUGAGCGCCCCAGGAGUAACGAUAGCGCAGCCGGUGCGGGCGAAGCCGGGAAUGAGGACGGGCUAUCGAGAGGGAGUUCCCUGGCGGAGAGACUGGUGCGCGUGGCUUCUGACCGGCUCCACCUGCAGAUGACGGCGCUGUCCCUGGCAGUGUGCGCGCUAGCGCUCACCGCACCCUCCCUCGUCUUUUGGUUGAAGCAGUUGCACGUCGACAGGAAGCUGCAGCCGGAUCCAUUCCGAGCCGUUUCCGCCGUCAUCAGCCUUGUGCUCGUGCUGCUCAUGGAAUCCCGGGCAACGGCAUUCCGAGAGAGCAAGAUGCUGCGCGUGGUGGCACGGCUGCAUCACCCCCUGGCCAUCGGUGCUGCAGCAUUUGCUAUGGCGCACAUGCACCGCCUACCGGGCUUCAUCGCCGCAUCGCUCCUCCUCACUGCCGCCUGCUCCUUCUACUGACACGGGCAGCGUCGUGUGCCCGCGUGUAGGUGCACGUGCGCGCGUGUGUAUGUCAGGGGUGGGGAACCUACGGCGGCCAUGACUUCCAAGUCGCAGAGCCUGCGGUUUAAUUUCACACAGACUGUGGUAACACGAGGCCUCUCACUUCAAAACGGCCAACGAACGAUAUCUGUCCAUCCCUCCAAGCAUCUUCUAAGUGUUCAGAUGCAGUGCCAUAAUUGUAUUGAAGAGUUGAGUUAUUUACUUUCCAUGGUGUGAUCCACGCAAUGGGCUUACACAAACCAAUCGCAUACAAUAUAUACAAAUAAAAAAAAUUUCACAAACACACAACUGUAUUUUGUAAAGUACAAAAUGUUAUGCUAUUGCGUUAAAUUAGUAUGUUUUUAUUGUAUCUCAAUCGAUGCAUUGUUACACACAUACUGUAGAUGGCUGUUUGUCAAGAGUUGCUAUAGGCGGUGGACUUUGACACUGCUGGCAAGGCAAAGUUCGUUCAAUUAUUAUUUUGUAUUCAGCACUGGGCCAACUCAAUUGACUAGCUCAGGCUGCACAUUCAUGUUCUGUACAGUUAUCUGUGUGGAGGCAGCUACAUGUGUGUCCAUUUUUUCAGUUUCAGUAUUUGGAUGUGUAAUGGUACACUUAGACAUCCAGGUAGCAUUUAGAGGUAGAAUGAGCAGCUCGCAAACAGAAGGUUGCGAGUUCAUAUCCCAGUUGGUGGGGUUGACUCAGCCCAUCAUCCAUCCGGGGUCAAUAAAAUUAGUACCACUUGUGGGGAAGUCAACAGUGGUUGUCCUAUGGAUACUCACCCCCACCAUAGGAACGUGGAAAUGUAAACCACUGGCUCAGGACUGUAACCAAGCGAUGAGCUCCACCUCAAUGCUGUGUGUGUGUGUAUACACAAGGCGGAACCACAGUGGAAUCUGGUCCCAAGAACAAACAAGAGAUUUAAGCCACAUAAAUUAAUGUUACUGAUACGUUUUUAAUUUUGCACUGUAUUCCUUUUAUUGGUGGUUAUUGAAUGUAAUCGUGACCAUCUCUAUUUGCGUAGUUCGUGACUGCAUCUUUGCUCAUAGUCCCAGUGCUCAGCAUUUCCGUGGUCUUAGCACUGUUUGCAUGUUUAGCAAAUGCUGUGCGCGCGCGAUUGUUACGUGCAAUGAAAGGUGUGCGCCGGUCCUGUUUGCUGCGCGAUUGGCCUUGAGCAUUGAACACCGGCGUGACUCGUGCCAUGGGUGUUUUGGUCGAGUGCAAAAAAAAACGAUUGCUGAAGAAGAGAGAGAGAGAGGAUGCCGAUGAUUUAAGUUUAUUUUAAUUAUUUGCAGACGUAAAACAUUUCGUGCGUAAAAUCAAGUACGUGUGACACGUUUGUAUGAACACACACACAUUCAUUAAAAUAUUUUGUAAAAUGUUA
This is a messenger RNA of Petromyzon marinus (sea lamprey), 4876 nucleotides long. It is a transcript of the gene PGAP1, whose product is annotated as post-GPI attachment to proteins inositol deacylase 1. Gene Ontology annotation, cellular component: endoplasmic reticulum. Gene Ontology annotation, molecular function: phosphatidylinositol deacylase activity. Gene Ontology annotation, biological process: endoplasmic reticulum to Golgi vesicle-mediated transport; GPI anchor metabolic process. The record is from RefSeq and is a predicted model, not a curated record. NCBI's taxonomy places the organism in Eukaryota, Metazoa, Chordata, Hyperoartia, Petromyzontiformes, Petromyzontidae.